Messenger RNA from Seriola aureovittata, 5365 nucleotides. RefSeq names its product BLOC-2 complex member HPS6. Bases 568 to 3360 code for a protein of 930 amino acids. NCBI's taxonomy places the organism in Eukaryota, Metazoa, Chordata, Actinopteri, Carangiformes, Carangidae. Gene Ontology annotation, biological process: organelle organization; protein localization to membrane; lysosome localization. The transcript has a single exon. The record is from RefSeq and is a predicted model, not a curated record. Gene Ontology annotation, cellular component: BLOC-2 complex; lysosomal membrane.
GAUAUAUAACGUAAUAUGAAAAAGUUAUUUAUGUUUUCAAAGCAAAGAUGUUAAGAUGUUUAACUUUAGUUGACUUCGACCUACCAGCUACAGCCUUUGCCAUCGGGACUGAACAGCUGACUGAAGACAUUCGUGCAGGGGCAGUUACUCUUCUCUCUGCCUGUAGACAGAUCUUCGUUAGCCUCCAUGUCGUCGUUCCGCUCCUCCUCUUAUGCUAAACAUGCUCGGUAUCCGGAAAUUAACAAUCCCGUGAUGUCAGGGCAGUGCUCACAUAGCGUCGGAUUGACUACAGUGCCUUUCUCGAUUCGGGGUUUAAAAAACGUAUUCAGCGGUUAUUGUCAGCUAACGGUUUAGCUCCGUUGUCGUCUGUCGACAUGGGCUUGCUGUGGUCGAAGGCUGUCGGUGGAUGUAUCCUUCCCCACGGACUUUAACAACGGGAUGAAGCUGCUCUCCGGACCUAAAGAGAUGCCGUUCAGUUAGCUUCUCCGCAGGUCAGAUUUGUGUGCCGCACAACAAGCUAACAGGCUAGUUGAUACGCUGUGGCAAGUUAAUAACAAACGGGGAGUUAUGGCGCGGUUGGAGAAACUGUCAGAUUUCGGGGACUAUACUGGCAGUAAAGAGCUAACUGACAUUCUUCAGCUGACUAAUAACAGUCUGUCUGACGUCCGCCUGAGCCCAGAUGGUCGUCACAUCCAUGUCAUCCUCCGCAAGCCUAAAGCCGGUCUUGUGACUUUUGACAAGCAUGAAAGAGGCCAGCUGGUCCAGAACCAGAAGAAGCUGGAUUUGUGGUCGACACGACCCGUGCCCAUUGUGGAUAUUUUAUAUUUGGACCAUAAUGAUAAUAACAGCGUCAGCAAGAGAGACACAGCAGCCGUGGCAGUGGUGUAUGAGAAUGGAAAAGCUGAGUUUUGGAAAUUCCAGGAGUGCAAAGCUGGCUGGCAUCUCCUGCAAACAUCAGACUUGUGCAACAGUCCCCGGGCCAGAGUGGUAUCUGUGUGUGCUUGCUCCAAUCUUAUCAUCUGGUGUGAGGAGAGGCCACCCUCAGAAAGCUCCCCUGCCCUCAGCUCUACAAGGAAUAAGCUAAGAUACUGUGUUUGCAGACGUGACUUUGAUGUGGAGGAGGGGGUCGUCAGCCUGGGGGGGGUGAAAAUCGCCCUCCACAACAAUCCUAAAUUCACUGUGGUCAGCUCAGGGGAAUAUGUGCAUCUUCUUCCUGACUUGAAAGUGAAGCCACUGUUGAGCAUUUCCAAAUUCUUCCUCUCCUGGUCCCCUCGCCAUGACUCCUUCAGGAUCAGCACAACAUGUAAAAACACUCCCCUAAAAAAGUUUUCAGCUAAAGAGUCUGACUUUAAGAGGUUGGUGACUGACUCUUUGGGAUAUUUAUCGACUCUUGAGCCACCUGAGAUCUACAACUUCUCUCCUACAGGCUGUGGAGGCCUGCUGUUGCUGCUCAGCACAGGCUGGCUGUGUCUCCUGCAGAAAGAUGGGAUGCUGCGACAGGUAUUCAAACAGGCAGACAACUGCUUGGUAAAAUACGGUACUCACACUAGCCUCUGCAUGUACCAGGACACCCUGGCGCUGCUGGUGGGGCAAAAUCUGCAUGUCGUAGAUGUGAACUGUGGCAGGGAGCUGGAAAAGAUUGUGCUGGAGAGAGAGGGGUUAUUAUAUGCAAACCGAGCUGAAAGACAUACACCUCACCUGCUCUCAGAAACCGGACUUUUUGUGGUCGUGAACAAGGAGACAGAUUCCAGAGAUUGUAACUCUAAGAUGAAGCCCUCUGGUUUCAGUACAGUGGAGGGUAUUCAUCCUGGAGGCCUCCUGGUAGAGGCUGUCUUUGAGGAGGCCUGUAAAUACUACCAGCAGAGGAGCCUGAGCAGCACCCAGCUCACUGUGGACACACUGAAGAAAGGAGGUAGGUUCCAGGCUCCCAUCUCUUUAGCCUCCAUCCUCAGGAACUACUUCAGUGCAGGGCCAAAGCAGAAGGGAGCAGAGCUGUCCCAGAAUGGAGGCGGUGGAUGUAUGGCAGGGCAAGACAAGCUAAUGGGCUCCCUGGAGGCCGAGCUGAAGGCUCUGGUCGCUCUUGAGGACGUGAAGGGGAGUUUAGUGAGGGGAAGUGCUAAAGAGGUGGAGGUAGUGUGUGAAAGUCUUGUUGAAAAAGAAGUAGCCAGACUGCUGUCAUCCUCAGAGCUGGACAAAGAGACUCUGCUUUACCUCAACUCCAUCUUCAGCAUCUUCCCUUGCCAGGCGUGGAGAGCGGCGCAGGCUGCCCUCCAGCUACACUACAACGGUGAGGGCUCUCUGUCGAGCAAGGCGCCCCCAGAUGUGUGGAAAACUGUCCUCAGUCCUGCUUCAACCUCCAGCAACCCGGCCUCCCUCCGAUUCGCAAACGGGGGGCCAAAAUGCCAUCCCAGCCUCAACGGUGAUCACUUUGCCAACUGUAAAGCCAAAUCUCCAAGCUCCAAUUUGCCAGCUGCCUUGCCUGUGUUUGAACUCCUCUGCCACUCAGUUUUCCACUUCCAGCCCAGCUGGCUGCCCAGGUUCCUCGAGGCGGCCCAGCAGCAGCAGGGCUCAGCCGGUCUGGGCCUGGGUCUGGCAUCUUCCUCCUGGAGCUUCUCCAGUGGGAGAGGUGGGGAGGGCGGGGAGAACAAUGUGCCGCUCUACAAACGAGCUCUGUGCGUCUUGUCCAGCCUGGGCCUAGACAGAGACCAACACCAGGACUUGGAGGUUGAGCUGCUGCUGGUCAGCGGGCGGCCUAACGCCAUCCUGCAGGCGAUGAGGGUCCUCAUGGCCAAACAGGAGUGGGAGCGGGUCACCCAGGUGGCCCAGAAGUUCUGCAAACAGAGUCCCCUGCUCAACAAGGAGAUUUUCACUACUCUCCUGUGUGAGGUGGCCCACCACAGAGAUCUGGACCCAUACUUGGACCUGUUGUGGACUCUGUGCCCUGAGGACCUCUCUGUCACCACCAUACUCAACUUGGUGCUGAAAAGCCUCCCUUCUCCUAACACCCCCUCUUCCUCCUCCUCCUCCUCCUCAUUCUCCAUGUCAACUACAACCUCCUCAUCCCCUGCUCCUUUUGCAGGCCCCCACAGCAGCCAGUUGACCAUCGGGCUGUUGAAACCUCUGCUGAGAAAAGUCCUUCAGCGGGAGACCAAGCCCAGCCAGCGCUACGCUGACAUCCUCCAGUCCCCGGUGUUUCCCCCUCCAGCACCUCCUCGUCAGCCUGCAGAGCUGCCCAGCACAGACUCUGCUCUGGGCAACAACAUCUCCCCGGCUCUUCUCACAGAAACACCUGAACAGCAGUCGUCCACACACACAACUGUGCAAAGGGCCAGGGUGGCACUACCUGCAAACCCAUUCUGAUUUACAUAAAAACGAACUGAGCAAGCUUACAAUGGAGAAGAAAAUAUCACUGUGCUGACAAUCAAAUUAAAACAUAGUAACAUUAGUAUGUUACAGGUAUCAUCAGUGUAAUGCAGUUAUUUGAUAGCGUUUUUAAACAGAUUGGUAAUUUCAGAUGAAGUAUGACAUCUAGAAACUAUGAAAUGACUACUGAAGAUCUUACCGGUGUAAAUACUGCAGGUAAUUUUAAAGUCUUAAUGUGUACAUACUGUAUCUGCAAUGUUAUUUAUCUCUUAAGCCUUAACUGCACGUGGAUGAGAGAGGUAUUGCAUAGUCUUGCAUUGAAUAGGUUUAGCCUUUAUCAGAAUGUCAUUAAUAAAUAAUAUUAAUAUAUUGUGUUAAGUGUUUAACUGCUCAGACAAACAAACAAAGCCACUAACUCCCAUUUUAGUGUGUGUACCUGUGUGUACAACAUUGGCUGUCUUAAGUAGCUGAUGUCUGUUAAUUGUAGCCAAGUAUAGCUGCCUUUCACUUGUUGAUGACAAAGUGCAUUCCUGCAGUGGGUAAUCUACUGAGUUUUAUCCAGACAAGCUAGCCUUUGUGUUUGAAUGUUUGUUUUAAGUGAGGUAUGGUUGAGAGGGGGGGGUCCCUGUACUUACUUCUAGUAUUGUAUUUAACACAUUAUAAAUCCUUAAACAUUAACCUGGUUUCGAUGGGCUCAACCAUCAGUGAACAAAACCCCCAAAACCUUCGAUCUGUCCAGCUUCUGCGUCUCUCUGUGUUUUUUUUUUUUUUCGCCAUUCCUGUCGUCCAUUUGUCUCUCCGGACUCCAUCUUGUCCGCUCUGCUCUGUCGCAGUCCAACUCACAGGACAUUCCAGGCAGAAUAGCCAGUGAGACUGACUCACAGUUCGACUUUAAAUUCAAUUUUGGGGGUAAUUCUGUUAGGAUUCAUGUGUGGGUUGGGCACGUUGUGACUAACACAGGCGCCCUGCUGCUUGCAUAAGGCCAUGUACGUCCUCCUUCAUGGACCCAGUGAGGGUAAUGUUAUUAGAGAUGUUAGGCCCUCUGUCUUGCUCCUGAUAUUUUUCUCCAUGCUCUGAAACAGAUUGCACUUUUAGAUCACCCCAGUCAGUAUUGUUUGUACCGUGCUUUUGAUGCAUCCAUUGAACUGAAUGUUUUUCUGAUUAAGUGUUGUAAAGAAAAGUAUAUUUAAGUACCUGUUGUCUUCUGAUGCAUUUGUUUCUUUUUGAGCAGUCUGUGUGGCUUGUUUUAGUCAUAGAAAGUGUUGCAUGGAGCCCUCCAAAACAAAAUGUUUAUUUUGUAACAGUAUUUGGCAGACUACUGAAAGGAUGACCCUAUAGGCUCCUCAUGGGUGAGAUACUGACAGUGACAUCUCUUAAGUGUUGAGUGACAAUCAGACUCAUAAACGCUGCAGAACAAUCAGAGUGCCUUUCACACUGCUGCUCUUCAUUUACAGGGCAGUGUUACAUUUCUGCUGCAUCUCCUCAGCUUCAGCCAUGUUCUAGAGAACGAGCUGGAGGUAGAUGAGAAGAUUUUUUCUUUGAGUUGUAGGUUUUUUUUUUGUACUGUAACCAGCUCUCUAUCUAGGCCUCUACAGUCAAAAGCUGUUUCUGAUUUCACCAUGAAACCUGUUGAUUUCUUACUACGGUCCAACUGGUGUAUUAAUAGUAUAAUUCCAAACUCUGAUCACUUGAACAAGCAUGACAAUAUCUGUGCGACUGAUUUCAGGUCAGUGUACCAGACAUGUGUCAGCCUAUCUGAGAGUAACUGGGAACUCCCUGACUUCCCCACACAUGCCACACAGCCCAGUGUUAUGGUUGUUCAGAUGUCAAAUAUUAAUUUGCCUUAAACUUAAACUGUGCCUGUUUUCUGUUACCAAACAGUUCCUCUUGGAGUCUGACAGAGUUUCACAUUGUUACUUUUCAUGAUCCUGUAUUUUAAAAAAAGAAAACGUGUACAAGUAUUUAUGAACAGAUGCUGUAUGCUAUUAAACUGAAGAUAAAA